GGCCCGCUCACAUCUUUAUUCCCCCGACCGACGCCUCUGUUCUCGUGCUUUCCUCUUCCACAGCUCUCCUCUUCCCUGCCUCUUCCCCCUCCGCCAUGAACGAGGACACACCAGGCAUGGUUUUGGACCUAGACGAUCCUCCUAGUAGUUACAAUAACUUGCGGGAAAUCACCACCGCCGGGGCGUAGGAGGGAUUCAGAUGCGGAGGUGCAGAAAAGGAGGCGGGCGCGGAGCAAGGCGUCCGGGGCGCAGGAGUUGCUGAGAAGGGGGCGGUGGUCGGUCUUGAGGGCUCAUCGGCGCUGUCGGCAGUGUGCAUCUCGUCCGGAAAUCUCAGUAAUGAAGUCGCCGAUCGCCAUCUGAAUCCGAAUCCGUUGAUCUGGAAAGAUUUGUCUGGUGGUUAUAUAUGUCAAGAUCCAUCUGUUGACACAACUGGAUGGAAACGAAGGAAGAGGGCGGUUGAUGGUCCAGAUUGUAGACUUUGCCCCAGCCAUAUGAGCGCUAUUGACAAAUGUCUGAUGAACGCAAAGGACAGAGCACGACCUGAAAUAUUUGCUCCAGUUGAAGGCACUACUUUUGACUCGUGUCAAGAAGCAUAUGAGUUGUACAACCUUUUUUCAUGGGAGUGUGGAUUUGGUAUCAAACAUGCCAAGACACGGCUUAAUGGAAAAGGGUACAGAUCAAUGCACGAGCUUGUGUGCCAGUGUUAUGGCAAGAGCGACAAGGAGAAUUCCGCCACCACCAAGACAGAUUGCAAAGCAAUGAUCUGACUGCUUCGAACAGACGACCAUGGGUGGUACGUCAGUAUGUUCGUCAACGAUCAUAACCACCCUUUAUCUGAAAAGUGUGUUGAGAAAAGGCAAUGGAAGUCACACAAUUUCAUUGACCCCAUGACCAAGGCAUUCAUCCGUAACCUUACGGAAAAUAAUGUCAGCCUUGGGAAGAUUUACAAUAUAUUAUGUGGGGUCAAUAGUGAGCCUGGUGUUGCGCCUUAUCGCAAGGAGACUUUGAAGUAUUUGUGCUCUAGGAUGUCUCAGGAAUCAGCAAAGAAGGACAUUUCUGAUACGAUACGCCUUCUCCAGGAUAUGAGGGCCGCUGAUGGAAACUUGGUGGUGUCGAUAAAUGUCGACAAAGAAGGAAGCGUGAAAAGCAUACUUUGGUGCACUAGUAAGAACAGGGAAGAUUAUGCCCACUUUGGCGAUGUGGUGACUUUUGACACAACCUACCGGACAAAUCUAUAUAACAUGCCUUUUGGCCUAUUUGUUGGUGUGAACAACCACUUCCAGUCUACAAUAUUUGGUGGUGUGUUGCUGCGUCAAGAGACAAUUGUUGAUUUUGAGUGGGCUUUCAAAACGUUCGUGGAAACCAUGAAUGGCAAGCAUCCACAAACCAUGUUGACGGAUCAGUGCAAAGCUAUGGAGGCUGCUAUCAAAAAUGUGUUACCACACACAAGGCAUCGUUGGUGCAAAUGGCACAUCGUCAAGUGUGCGAAGGAAAAGCUUGGUUUCGUGUACAGCAAGAACAGCACUUCCAAGCAUGAGUUCCACUCUCUGAUAAAUGAUGUAAUGGAUGUCACGGAGUUUGAGAAGAAGUGGGAAAUGCUUAUUGAUAAACACAAUAUGUCGACCAACACCUAUCUUGGGAAUAUGUAUGCCAACCGAGAAAAAUGGGCAAAACCAUAUUUUACUGGAGUAUUUUGUGCGGGCAUGACCAGUACACAGAGAAGUGAAAGUGCAAAUCAUAUGCUCAAGAAGUAUAUUCCCAGGUCAUCCCCCAUGCAUCUAUUUGUGAAGCAGUACAACAACCUCCUACGUUCACGCAUAACCGACGAGGGUAAAGAAGAUUUUGUCACCAAGAUGAAACGUCGUGUGAUAAAAGGAGGCAAUCCAAUUGAAGCAGAUGCGUCACAAAUUUACACAAAUGCUGUCUAUCAACGUUUUGAAUAGGAGCUAUAUCUUGCGUCAUCGCUCAUAGUUUCUGGGCUACCUCGGGACAAUGUUUUUCAUGUUACAAAGGCUCGUUACGAUACCAUGCCAGAUUUCGAAACCAGGGCAUUUGAGGUAUGUAUAAAAGAUGAAGGACAGCUUGUCACGUGUGAUUGUGGCAUGUUUGAUCACGUGGGGAUGCUAUGUUGUCACUCAAUAAAGGUUCUUCUUAGGAAUGAUAUCCUCAAGAUUCCUACCAAGAACAUAAUGAAGAGAUGGACCAAGUGGGCUAAAGAAGCGUACCCUGAGCACCUGCCAUUGGUUCCUAUUCGGCCAACAUAAGAUGAAUACUCUCAGAGGCGAAUUUUUUUGUACAUUGCGGCCACUGAGUUGCUGAAUGACAGAUCUGUGGUUAUGAAUUUGUUUGAUAAAACACUGCAUAUGUUCCGUGGUCUGAAGAAUGAAGGAAGGAUUCUCAAGGAACUAGAGUUGGAGAAACUAGACCAGGCACACAAUGAUGAGGACACGGGAAUGAAAGGUUUCAGCAUAACAUGUUACGAGGACCUCCGUCCGCCAAAGAAGGUGAAGUCAAAAGGAAGACCUCCUACCGUACGUCCAAAAUCCAGGAUGGAUUACGUCAAAAAAUUCAUGCAGAAGACCAAGCCUGUAAACUGCCUUUACACCGAGGGUGAUAUCCCAUUAGAUGGCCUUGGAUCUGUUGGUGGCAGGGAACCUUGUCGCAAAGUUAUUACUUGCAGCGUCUGUAAGGUGACUGGGCAUAACAAGACAACCUGCAAGGCCCGGGGGUUUUAAUCUGACCGUACUGGGAUGUAUUUAUCAAGUGGGCCUGCUAAGACGGUUGUCUAUAUUUUGUUGUAAAAAUGAUGUACUAAGGUUUUGGCAAGACGAUCGCCACAUAUUACAAGUUGUGGUGCAUGCCAAACUUGUAUGCUUUGUAGUAUUCACCAGCAGACCAUAAAGCUUGUGCCCCGCAUGUUUAGUCUAUGUAUUUUGAAUCUAUGUGAUAUGAUGCAGAGUCUUAAAGUUCUGAAAAUCGUCUUUAUUAUGUGUGCCGCCAUAUGAGUUGUUGUGGCCACAUAUUCUAUAUAAGAUGUUCUCUCCAGUUUAUAAGCAACACUCCAUUCUUGUCAGCAUGUGUAUCUGACUACAUAUAGACGUUUAUUAUGUAACAUAUGCUCAUGAUCCAUACUGUAUGUUGCUUGCAAAUCGAUUCAGAUGACUAUGUCUUAUUAAGAUUCCUUUAUUGUAAGCUAUGUACCUGAGAGGUUUGUGCUUUGUGAUUGCAGCCAUGCGGAUGUAUACUGCUGGAAAGGCUUUGUCCAUAUUGGUCAGUCUAAAUUUCACGCACGGGGACAUAUCCAAAAAAGAAUAUAAUAGAAGGUGUAUUUCAUAUGGAGAUGAAUCUUUUCCUUUUUUAUGAUGACAUUGGAAUUAUUGUUCAACCAUAUUAUAACUACCCGCAUCUUCAGAAUUAAGGUAUGUAUCCUGACUAAACGUUAAAACCGACGUCAUACUUAUUGUGGUGAUAAUACUUAUGUGAAGUUGCAGUCAUAUUCAAUACGGAUGCAUCACUACAUGAUUGAUAAAAAUAUAAACAUUUUUGCAACACUACAUGAUUGAUAAAAAAAUAACCAUAUUUGCAACGAGAGGGAAUUCUUGUUCAUUACAUAGUGCUUUGACACCAAAAGACAUUAUCUCCAUGCAGACUAUUACAAGCCAUUCAUUCCCCGAAAUUAAAGCACUUCUUAAAACAUCAUAUCUCUUGAUCAAGCAUAAAUAUAGUUUGUCGCCAUCACACCCAAAAUAAAAGGCUCACAAGAGAGUUGUGGAAACCCAAAAUGAUUCGUAACGCAGAUUAAACUAGUGAUAAAUAAGAGUCGACACUGAUGCUUCUGCACCAUGUCUUUGUGGCACUCCUGAGUACUUCUCACAGGGCUCUAAAGAUCUUCUGGCACCAUAUCAGCAACGGUUGAGCGCAGUGUGUUGCUAUCCAUGUUUAUCAGUUGAUAUCCCAGGCUGCGGAUGAACUUCCAAAGACGCUGCACAAAGUUUUUAUAAAAAGUAAGUUACGUUUGUAUUGUUAGCAUUAUGGACAUGAUAGCAGCACACAUAUGUCUUGAAUGAAAAAAAUUGGUGCUUACCCAGGGCCUCAUGUACAUCAUGGUAUGCCCAGUGUAGUGCCAAGCAGCAAAAGCAGCCCUCAAACCGUCACCAGGACUGCACACGAAUCAUGUCAUGGCAAUAUGUGAGUAGUAAUUUUUAAACCUAAGGUAGUAACCUCAAUGAUGCAAUGUAUUUACGAUUUGCAUCCGCCAUUUAUACCUGUCAAUAUCGACACACCCGUGCUUCAUAUGCCUAAUUUUCCAAUGCUGGCCUGGUAUCCAUGAAGGACUACCGACACAGUAUUGGAGACAGUAAUGCAGCUUGUAUACCAGCGUGGAAGCAAGCUCGCUAUGCCUGACGCUGAUUAGGUCAGUGUCAUCAUCAUCAACAGUAGGGUCAACGACCCCCACCCUCGUGUCGAUUGUGUCAAAUAUGUAUGUCACCCAUGAGUCGUGCAACUUGAAUGUUGCUACAAACUACAAACCAGAGGAUUUAAUUUUAGUAUUGUAGCUUGUGUAAUGCAAUCUGAUGCCAAAGCAUGCAUAGAACAUAGGAACAACGAGAUGCUCGUAGUAUACCUCUAAACAAUCCUUAGGGUCUUGGCUCGAUCUUCCUAAAGUGAACAUCCAAAGAACCUGAGGACUGGGUGGGGCGCUGUUGUCUGGCAAGCAGUAGUCCUGAAGAAAAUAACCAUGUGACUGUCAAGAAAGGGCAAUUUUUUGUCUGACAUCAGGAUGCAAAAAGGUAAUCAAUAUGCAUAUUGGUUAUCAUGAAUAUAUUCUGUUGUUUUGACCGUGACCAUACCGUCCAUGUUGGCGGGAGGAAAUAUCUCUUCGGCCACCUAGUGAGAUGGGCAAAAACACCUCUGUUGACUUUGUGUUCAACUUCGUUGAAGAGGACAGAGAUUGUAGUUGCAGUAUCUUUACGGAGCCCCAUGUGCCCCAACAUCUCUUCAGCCAACUCUUCUCCUUUCACUACGAUGCAGGCUGGCUGUCCAAUCAUAAUCCAGGGCCUGAAACACAUGUGCAAAUGAAAAAUCAAAUAGUCAGUACGCAAGUUUCCGUUUUAUCUGUGCAAGUGCUAACUGGCCAAAUCCAGCCUAGAUAGUUUAUGCACUCAUUCGUUAGAGCUGACCUUUCUAAAUGUUCCUCAUUUGCAAACUCAUGCAUCCAUAUUUCAAAUGAUUUUAUUUUCGUCUUGUCCCCCAGCUGGGCAAGUAGGGGUGGAGAGGACAAGCGAUAGAGAAGACGUUUGUCCAGCUGCUCAUAGAAAUUGUCACGAAUAUCUCCUGAUAGAAACCCCCUUUCUUGCACAGGCUGCUGGACUCGUGCAAGAUCAUCCCCUUGGUCAUCUUCAUCUUUAUAGAGGCAGCAGUUAAGCAUCAAGUCUGAUCGCGCAAAGAGAUAGUAUAGUUCAUACGAUUCGUAUAUACCUGGAAUUCCUUCAUCGCCCAUCGCAGCUUCCAUAAUGUUCAUCUGAUCUUCAGAGUUGUAAGAGUGCAUGCCGCUAUCAUCAUCUAUGUUAUUACCUCCCUCAUUAUUGUGUUCUGGUUCAACUUCUGCUGCCUCGUUUGUUUGGUUUCCUGAAUCACCUGCCACUAAUUAUCACACAUAAUCAGUCACAUAGUAUUGUGCUUUGUUUUUUAUCUUUGAUGCCAUGUAUACGUCUUAGUGAUUGGAAAUUGUUAACCUUGAUGCUCGUCUGCACUUGUGAAAUUGGUAUCUACAGGCAUUUGAUGAUGCACGACUAUAGCACCUGAACCCGCUGCCCCUGAUAAUUUUGAUAUCAUUAGUUAGAAAAUUGAAAAUGUGUUCUUAAAGGAUGGUAAUUGGAUUUAAUGAUGAUACCUCGCUGCGAGGCAAUUACAUCUUCGGUGGUCCCAUCAACAGUAUUAGUUAAUGGUGCAACCGUUGAUCCUGGUAGCUCUGUUCCCACCUUUUUGUCGGUUCUGUCACUUGUCACGAUGGCAUCGUCAACCUUAGCACUAGGUGUGAUUACAUCCUUUGUAGUACGGUCGUCAGUAGCCAGAUCCUCUGAAAACAACCACAUGUGCGUUUCAGGAGCAUUGUUAGCCUCUCUCAUGCAAUUUCAAGAUGCGUUUAAAAGCAUGGCAAUAGGAUUAGUAACGAUACCUUGCUGCAAGGCAAUUACAUCUUUAGUGCUACCACCAGGAGUGUUGCUCAAUGGUCCAACAUUUGAGUCUAGUGGGUCUGUAUCACUAAUUUUGCCAUUGCUUUCACCCAUCACCUGUCUUCGUGAGACUGUCCGUCUUGUGUGUCUGGAACAUAGUUAGAAUUUCAGUUAAAAUCAUCAACGAAGCAACAAAAACGACAAAGUUUUUUGUAACAAUAGCACAGUGGAUGAUACCUUGCUGCGAGGCAAAUACAUCUUCAGUGCUACCACUAGGAGCAGUGAUCAAUGGGCCAACAAUUGUGUCUAGUGGCUCCGUAUCAAUGCUAAUUUGGUCAUUGUUUGCACCAAUCACCGUGUCUUCGUGAGACUGGCCAUCUUGUGGUUCUAGAACACGAUUAGAAUUUUAAUUAACACUUCAGCGAGUUGUAAAUACGACAAUAGUUUUUUAACGAUGCAAUGGUGGAAUGCAAAAUAAUCCUAAUUGAUUAUAUGAGAGCAUAGACAUGUGUGACAUAUCCAUCCAUACCGUCUUUGGAAUCUGGAACCUCCGGUUCUCAAAACUCUGCUGGACACAAUGGUACAUAUCCAAUUUGUUGAACCGUUGCUGCGGGCUCUGUGUUUUCUGCCCACAUAAAACAGAGGUUAGCAAAGAGUAUGUUCCUGAAUAAAGAUGCGGCAGAACAACUAGUUACCAGUAGGUGGGUUUUCCUUAAUGGCCUGAUGCUGGUAUUCAUCAAUGUUUUCCUGUGUUGAUGGGAUGUGCAUAUCAACAGUUUGUUGUGCAAUGUCUGCAGAUGAAACACAUGGAAAAAGGGUCGAUUUAUUGUUAAACAAUAUUCUCCUAUUUGGAAAACUGUCUUUAUUUGCGAGCAAACACAUAGUAAUAUUCGUACCUGUUGUAACAACAACAUCUUCCUCAAUCAUGUAUGCAGGGUUGUUGGGUGUAUAUGUUGGUGAGACCGGUGCAGUGCGUGCCAUAACAUCUGUGAGGUCUUGCAUGGCCAAUGGUCCUAUAAAUGCCAUCGAAAGAUGGUUAUUCAGGCACAUGUGGAAUUCCUGAAGACUUUGGAAUGAGCCUCAACUUCAUGGAUUCAAAGGGCCCAUGGAUUCCUAUGUCACCUCCUGAUCAGAUAGACAAAUGUCAACUUUCUAAAUCUAGAGCAUUUUGUACAUGAUUUAUGUAUGACCAUAAUGUUAGGUAUAAUGGAUAGGUAUCAUAAUUGUGCUCUAUAUAAUCGACUCUUGACUAACCAGACUGUUGAUGUAGUGCGUCGUCGUGCUUGUGAACGUCAGCAACCCUUCUCUUGGCUGCUGAUCCUAUUCCAUCAGUGUCAACAUGUUUUGAUCUCCU
Molecule: messenger RNA, 7530 nt
Organism: Triticum urartu
Lineage: Eukaryota; Viridiplantae; Streptophyta; Magnoliopsida; Poales; Poaceae
Source: RefSeq, a predicted model, not a curated record